UCUUACACCACUGCGUGGGGCACAUUUGCUUCAUGCACCCGCAUCAUCAUCACAGAACAUCUGUAACGCCACUCUCUACAAGAGGCAGCAUUCUGUGCCAGCCAUAAGGGUCCAAAAUGGAGUAACGUUAACGCUGAAUACAGUGCAGUCGGGAUUACACUUUAUGUAAUUUCACAUUCACACAUAAAUUGUUCCCUCGAAGGUGAAAACUAAUACUUCUAGAAAGCUCUUCGUUGUUUUGCACGGAAGAAUAGUCAAAAAUGGAGCCAUCAGAGCAGUCAGGCCCAGACUCUGGCUCUCAGGAAGUCAACCCUGUUUUUCUGCAGCAGCUCAGAGAGCUGGACAUCCCAGAAGAGGCAGCCAAACAGGCACUUCUACACACUCGGAACGUGUCUGCCGAGGAGGCGGCAAUGUACUACUUCAACAAGCUGGAGAAUGAGGAGGAAGGAGACGAUGACCUCAUGUUCAAGAUGGUAUUUGUGGUGAACAUGGACCUUGCCAUGGGUGUUGGAAAGGUUGCAGCCCAAGUUGGUCAUGCUGCUGUGGGUUUAUACCAGACUCUACAAGAGAAGAACAGCUGGAGGGAGAUGGCCUGGAAGUGGGACCACAGUGGAGCCAAGAAGGUUGUGGUCCAGGGCACCAACGUGGCUCAUCUACUGGAACUACAGGCCCUGGCCAUGAGCCUCAACCUGCCCACAUACCUGGUCCAGGAUGUAGGGCUUACCCAGGUGGAGGCUGGGUCCCGCACUGUCCUAGCCAUCAUGGGGGAGGAAGAGAUGGUGAACAAUGUCACUGGGAGUCUGAAGCUGCUCUGAGGGGCUCAUCCUCACAGUGGGAGAGGCAAAGCUCUGCAGUGCCACAGUGCAUCCAGCAGAGGGCAGCAUUUCCCAGCGGCAGGGAGAGUCUUGGCAUGCAAGUGUGUAACAACCUUUAAAAAAAAAAAGGCCUAAAGAACAAGGGAAAACAAGACAUGUCCCAACACCAGAAAACACCAUCAGCCAUUUAUUUCCCUUUCAUUCUUUGUCUGAGCCGCUUAUUCGGCCGUUAAGAGCAGGAGAGAGGAGCCGGUUGUUCGCAGGAAAACAUGGCAAAGGCAGUCAAAUUUUCAAUUUCUGGUGACCUUUCUCUUUUCCAAACAGGCAAUCUACUUAGAAUAUAGUCACAUUAGAAUCUUAAUCCAUGUUCAAACACAUCUAGUCUGUUGUCCAGUGUCGGAUAUGGCAAAGUAAAAUCAGGCAUUUUUGGUCUUUGACCAAUAUUGUAGUUGUGCUUAUUUAAGGGGCAGUGUGCUGUGGACUAAUACAUAUUGUAAUUAUAAUUAUACCCAUAGCAGUUGUAUGUCCGUGUUGGAUUCUCUACUCCUGAGUGAAGGGUAAUUUAUGAACUGAUAAUAUAUGAACACUCAUUUUUGACGUUUAAAUGAUUUUGUGUCUGUCUGCAACUAUUCUCCCAAAGAUCCCUAUCCUAUACCAAUACCAAUAAUAUCACUCAUUAUUGAUAAAUGGCUAUAUUUUGUAAAUGCCUGUGGGGGGCCAUAUACUGUAUAAUCUGUGGUCUGCCAUCCUAAACAGUAUGUCAAAGUAUCUUUAUUGGUCUCCCUAAGGAAAAAUUUGUUUUGGACACAGUAACAUUGCUGCAAGAGUUACAACAGGUACACGACAGUAAGCACAGGGUUAAAACAAAAAACAAAUGUACAGUAAACAUAUGGGCUACUCAAGGAGCUGUGCAAAUGUUGUUACUCAAAAGUGUUGUAAUGUUUUGUAUCUGUGCAAGAAGAAGAAAAUACUUAAAGGUCCAAUGUGUACGAAUAUCUCCCAUCUAGCGUUAUGAUCAUAUAUGGCAAUCAUCUUUCACGCACCACACAGUUCAAAGUAAAUUACAGCUACGGUAGCCUUCACACUACAAAAAAACGAUCUUUUCAUAUUCAUAGGAAUACUUGGAAUUGAUGGUGGUGGCAAAUAUUCAUGAAAAAGGACACAUUUGUGAACAGGCAACAUUGAUUUUGAUAAGGAACAACUAAACCUGUUUCACACUAGACCUUUUAAUUAUAAUUUUUGGAUGUAUUGGUAGAAUUUGAUGGUGGAGGAGAAGUCCUCUGGAGCCAAAAUAUUAUAUAGUAAAGAUCUGUGCUGGGACUAACUUGAUGCACUCUGACUGCCUGUGGUGGAUAGUUUACACUAAUGAAGUUCAAUUUACACCUUGACAGAAUACAUAAUUGUGCAUACAUGACAAUUAUUGUGGACUUGGUGAUUAAUAAUCUUAAUACACAAAGAAUUAUGUGUGAGCUGUUGUGUAUGUUCUCACUAACAAAUAUUUGUGGGCAUGAACUGACUCCCCCAAAAUUCUUAGGUUAAAGUCAAAGUUAUUAUUUGUAACAAAAAAAUAAAAUAAAAUAAUGGCAGAGGCAUGCAUGCAAUAUGAAAUGUACAUUUUAACCGACAGUUAACAUGUCCACAUUUUGAUACCUCCUAUGUUAUACAGUCAUUUGUGUUAGUGCUCCAGACUAUGGAGACCAUUAAAAUGUCUCUAGAUUGAGUAACAA
Etheostoma cragini (Arkansas darter) is the source of this 2542-nucleotide messenger RNA. RefSeq names its product UBA_like_SF and PTH2 domain-containing protein. The transcript is spliced from 7 exons. Gene Ontology annotation, cellular component: mitochondrion; cytosol. NCBI's taxonomy places the organism in Eukaryota, Metazoa, Chordata, Actinopteri, Perciformes, Percidae. Gene Ontology annotation, molecular function: peptidyl-tRNA hydrolase activity; protein binding. The record is from RefSeq and is a predicted model, not a curated record. The coding region runs from base 261 to 815 and encodes 184 amino acids.